Thermothielavioides terrestris NRRL 8126 is the source of this 1360-nucleotide messenger RNA. RefSeq lists its product as uncharacterized. The record is from RefSeq and is a predicted model, not a curated record. The transcript has 3 exons. Gene Ontology annotation, biological process: post-translational protein targeting to membrane, translocation. NCBI's taxonomy places the organism in Eukaryota, Fungi, Ascomycota, Sordariomycetes, Sordariales, Chaetomiaceae. The coding region runs from base 252 to 956 and encodes 234 amino acids. Gene Ontology annotation, cellular component: Sec62/Sec63 complex.
UGACUGCUGCCAAGACCCAAAAGUUGUCCAGGUGUUCUUUCGAGGGCUUGUGCCGGGGGUCCAGGGCCGCAUUGGCAACACCGCACACGGACUGCCCAACCCAACUUUGGCUUUGUGCUACAAAGACACUGGUGCCAACUGCGGCACUCCUUUUUAUUUUACAAUCCUCCUUGUUGUUGUUGUUGUUGUUGUUGCGCGCCUUCGUCACACCUCCGUGGCACGUCUAGACUCUCUAGACUCGAGAGCGCGCCAUGUUCGACGUUAACUGGAGGGGGCUCCUGCUCCCUCUGGCCUAUCUGGCCGUGUUGGUCGGCACCUUCAUGACCUUCUCUACAGUCUACCGCAAGAGGAAAGCGGUCCGGAGCGCAAACCUCGCGCCAUGGUUUGGUCCACACUUACAGCGCAACAUCUACCUGUCGCUGCUACACAUGGAGCCCGAGGAAGGGUCCGAAAAGGCACCCAAGGUGCCCGAUAGCGUCAUCAGGGCAGCCCUUCUGCGCCGUGCCGUCGAGGACAUCCACCGCAUCAUCCAGAUCCGCACUGCCAAGGCGGCCUGCAGUUCGUUGCUGCAGCGCGGGAGCGUGGGGGACGACCUGUGGCAGCGGUUUCAGCGCGCCGAGAAGGAAAUGGAGGACGAGCUGCGGGACGUCGUGAUGGAGGCCAAUGCGCUCGUUCCGGGAUGGGGCCAGGUCAUCUUCCAGUCCGCCAACGAGAUCGCCGCCAACAAACUUCUGCGCGACCGCCUCGACGAGAUCGAGGCACGGACGGAACAGGACAAGGAAUGGUGGGAGAAGCGGCGGGCCAGCAUCAAGCAGGACUUCAUGAAGGAGCUGGACGCCGAGUCGGAGAAGGCACAGGCCAAGGCCGGGAGCGAAGACGAGCCCGUCCUGGUCGACACCGAUACACCGUCGGCCACCCCGUCAGGGGCUUCCAAGAAGAAAAAGGGGAAGAAAUAGUACGCCCGGCGGGCUGCCGAGGAGAGAGAGCGCGAGAGUUGGGUGUCUUCGGCAUUGGUGUUGUAUAGUAAAAGGGGUUUCGUUUCGCGGUUGUCUUGGGCCGUUCUACGCAUAUAGUGGCAUGGCGUUUGGGAUGAUAAAUCGGUUUUGCCUUAGCAUCUGCUAUCUCUUCUGCGGUGGGAUAUCCAGACGCUGACUGCUUGCUCGUGGAUGAGCGGAAGAGGCCGGGGGGCACUGGGCCGUGUCAGAGGAUAGCAGUGGAAGGAGUAUCAUGCUUGUGCACCCCUUCCGUAUAAAUCAGUUCAUAGCCUGUCCGUGCAGGAAAUAUCCAAGCGUGAGUUAACCUUGAUCCCCUACUCCUUCUCUACGAGACAGUAAUCGCUGAUUUUCCCCUUGACAAUGCC